CAGAGAAGGCACCUGCAGGAUGAAGGCUGUCUCCCUCUUCCUCCUCCUCCCUGUCCUGGAGCUGCUGGUGUCCGGCGAGUCCUUGUGUCCCGUGGAUGCAGCCAUCAAUCAGAAGAUCCAGAAAGGCACCAUCUCCCUAAUUCUUGAGGCUCUGAGGAGAAUCCACCUGGACUGCCGAAGCGUUACCUCCAGUGGGGACUUGGUCACCUGCCCAUCAGGUUUCGCUGUCACUAGCUGCACAUGUGGCUCCGCCUGCGGCUCUUGGGACGUGCGUGCAGAGACCACGUGUCACUGCCAAUGCGCUAACAUAGACUGGACCGGAGCGCGCUGCUGCCGCAUACAGGCCUCAAUCUGA
This is a messenger RNA of Trichechus manatus latirostris (Florida manatee), 355 nucleotides long. It is a transcript of the gene RETN, whose product is annotated as resistin. Gene Ontology annotation, cellular component: extracellular region. Lineage: Eukaryota; Metazoa; Chordata; Mammalia; Sirenia; Trichechidae. The record is from RefSeq and is a predicted model, not a curated record. Bases 20 to 355 code for a protein of 111 amino acids. Gene Ontology annotation, molecular function: hormone activity. The transcript is spliced from 4 exons.